AUGUAUCGUCGAGAAAAAUAUCCAAAUCUACGGAAGCAGGAGAAAAAUGAAAAAUUUGGCCUGGCCAAAUUUCUGAAUGGCAUCUGGACGGAUGUCCUGCGUAUCACUACCGUACAUGGUGUGAAAAUUAUUUUUUCCACAACAGCGAAAAUUCUUGAGAGAAUCCUCCAGAUUAUCGGUCUAAUAGUGUCGCUGGCCUUCUUUGGCAUAAUUAUGUGGAACAUUUUAUAUAUUUGCCGUCAUAAGCCAUUUGAGACUUUCAUUGCGGAGCUGCAUUAUCCGGUCUAUAAAAUUUCCUUUCCCGAGGUGACAAUUUGCAAUUUGAAUCGCCUGAAUUGGCAGAGGUACGAAGAGGCCAAGGUGAAAUUUAUGCAUCCCAAACAUCAGACGCCCGAAUAUGAAGAGGUUUUCCAAGAGACCCUAAAUGCCUAUGACACACUUCGAUUUACUCGAUUCGAUAUGUUUCGAAAUCUCUAUGAGUUCUUUCCGCAAAAACUCCUCUACGAUCUGAAUUAUAUAAAUUUUACCCAGGUGGUGGAAUUUAUGGCAUGGAAAUGUGAUGAAAUGUUUUCCAACUGUGCAUGGCAGAAUGUCAGCUAUGAUUGUUGCGAAAUGUUUACUCCGAGGCGAUCCCAGAAGGGUAUGUGUAUGGCCUUUAAUUCGGUAGAAUCGGAGGAGGGUGCUCGAAGAGAUCGAGAGGACCCCUAUUACCCAAGGCGCUCAAGAGGCACUGGACCCAAAACAGGACUACGAGUUGUGGUGCACAUACAUGAAGGUUGGCAGUCGCCCACCAGUUCGCAGCUAAAGAAGGGGAUAUUGGUAAUGAUUGUGGAGCCUCAUGUCUGGGGUUAUGUGCAUACUGAAAUUCCCACUAAUACAAAGGCGUAUAUAACCGUUAAGACACAUCUACACAGACACCAUAAAAACACCAGGAUUUUUCCUCCUAGUGUGAGGGAAUGUGUGUUUCAGGACGAACUUGGCACCAUGUUCUUCAAAUCCCUACAAAAUCACAAAUAUAUGUGGGAAAAUUGUAUUGCCGAAUGCCAGCAAGAGCAUAUGGAGCUCUAUUGCAAUUGUUCGGUGGAUUUAUUUUAUCCACCAGGACGAUUUAGGCCUUGCCGAUUAUCCGAUUUGCCAUGCUUAUAUCGGCAUGAUGAAUUUCUUCGAUCCUUUGAAAACAACGAUGAAGCCCCCUAUGUCCAGAAAACCGGUAAAGGUAUGAAUUGUCCUUGCCAUCUCAAUUGCAUGUCUAUGGAAUAUUUUCCCGACUACUUUAUACACCACAUACCGAAUGAGAAUGUCGAUUCGAAUAAUACCGACAUUGAAAUGUAUGUUUAUUAUCGGCAACACACAAUGAUGAUCUAUGAGACGUCUGCUGUCUAUCCUUUUGUGGACUUAUUAGCUUCUGUGGGAGGUCUGGCCGGUCUAUUUUUUGGUUGCUCUCUCAUUGGCAUCACAGAAAUUGUGUACUUUUUCUUUUUCGAUGUACCCAAACAGGGAGUGCGAAGUCUUAGUUCAGCAAAUCGCUCCAAUUUGAAAAGGCAAAGCAUAAAAGCUAAGCGGAUUCUGGUGAAACAAUAUUCCCGUUCCGAAUUAAUAUGA
Molecule: messenger RNA, 1602 nt
Organism: Musca vetustissima
Lineage: Eukaryota; Metazoa; Arthropoda; Insecta; Diptera; Muscidae
Product: pickpocket protein 19-like
Exons: 6
Coding region: 1-1602 (533 amino acids)
Biological process (GO): sodium ion transmembrane transport
Cellular component (GO): membrane
Molecular function (GO): ligand-gated sodium channel activity
Source: RefSeq, a predicted model, not a curated record